CGCAUUGAAUUUUCAAAAUAUUGCAAAUCAAAUUUAAACAGUGUCAACAAAAUAAAAAAAAAAACUAUCGCCAUUACAUACAUAUAAUUACUGACCAAGCAAGAUCAAAAGCGGCGGUGCUAGAGAGUUUCAACUUUUUGUGUGGUGAAGCAAAAUUAAAACAAAAUGCCCGUUUUUCAUACGAAAACCAUUGAGAGCAUUUUAGAUCCUGUCGCUCAACAGGUCUCUCGCCUCGUCAUUCUACACGAAGAAGCCGAAGAUGGCAACGCCAUGCCCGAUCUCAGUCGUCCUGUGCAGGUGGUAUCUGCCGCUGUGGCAAAUCUGGUCAAAGUCGGUCGUGAAACCAUCAACAGCUCGGAUGAUAAGAUACUGAAGCAGGAGAUGCCGGCAUCAUUGCAGCGCGUCGAGACUGCCUCGCAGUUACUGGAGGAGGCUUCCGAUAUGUUACGAGCCGAUCCCUAUUCGGGACCUGCGCGUAAAAAACUGAUUGAAGGAAGUCGCGGUAUACUGCAAGGCACCUCCUCGCUACUGCUCUGCUUCGACGAGUCCGAGGUGCGCAAGAUCAUACAGGAAUGUAAAAGGGUGCUCGAUUAUUUGGCCAUUGCCGAAGUGAUAAAUACCAUGGAGGAUUUGGUGCAAUUCCUCAAGGACCUCUCACCGUGUCUAAGCAAGGUUUCGCGUGAGGUCGGCGCGCGUGAGAAGGAGCUGACGCAUCAGGUGCAUAGCGAGAUUUUGGUGCGCUGCUUGGAACAAGUAAAAAUUUUAGCACCCAUACUCAUCUGCAGCAUGAAAGUGUACAUACACAUUGUCGAGCAGCAAGGUAAAGGUGCGGAGGAGGCCGCUGAGAAUCGCAAUUAUUUGGCGUCGCGCAUGAGCGACGAAAUACAGGAAAUCAUACGUGUGCUACAGUUGACCACAUACGAUGAAGAUACCAGCGAAUUGGAUAACCUCACGGUGCUCAAGAAACUCAGUAACGCCAUUAACAAUAAAUCCGAGUUGGCCAACGAUUGGCUAUCGAAUCCGUAUGCGCUGAAAGGUGGCGUUGGCGAGAAGGCGCUGCGUCAGAUAAUCGAUAACGCAAAUGAAAUCUCGGAGCGUUGCUUGCCACAGGACGCAUAUCCCAUUAGGCGUUUAGCCGAUGAGAUCGCUGCUAUGACCAAUAGUUUAUGCGAACUCCGUCAGGAUGGUAAGGGCACCUCACCGCAAGCGGAGUCUUUGGCGCGCGCCAUACGCGGCAAACUUGGUGAUCUACAGUCGCUGGUGCGUAAUGCAGUGGUGGGUGUAGACAAGGCGGGCCUACAACAGACCGCGCACACAAUACAGGGCCGCUUAGAGCAGGCUGUCAAAUGGCUCGAGCACCCAGAGAUAAACGACGGGGGUUUGGGUGAACGCGCCGUCAAUUUGAUUGUUGAAGAGGGACGUAAGGUCGCCGAGGGAUGUCCGGGUCAUCAGAAAGCGGAAAUUAUGCAACUAUGCGACGAGGUUGAACGCCUGAAACGUCAAGCAGCAGGUAAUACACCGGCCGCUAAGGAGGCUGCCAAACUAUUGACACAUAAGCUCCACGAAUUGAAGGCUGCGGUACAGAAUGCUUUGGUCAACCGCAUUGUACAAGACUUCAUGGACGUCAGCACGCCACUUAAGCAGUUUACCGAAGCAGUUAUGCUGCCCGAAGGCACGCCGGGACGCGAACAGAACUUCAACCAGAAAUCGAACAAUUUGCAGGCGUUCAGUGAUCGCGCUUCGAAGACGUCACGCAUGGUGGCUGCCGGUGGAGCCUGUGGUAAUAAGAAAAUCGCCGAAAUCUUGCUCUCAUCAGCAAACCAAGUCGACUCCCUGACGCCACAGCUUGUCAACGCUGGUCGCAUACGCAUGAACUACCCCGCCAGCAAGGCCGCCGAUGAGCACUUACAGAACUUGAAACAGCAAUAUGCCGACACUGUGCUGCGUAUGCGUACGCUCUGCGAUCAGGCCACCGAUCCAAGCGAUUUCAUUAAGACCUCCGAAGAGCACAUGCAAAUGUAUGCCAAGCUAUGUGAGGAUGCGAUCAUUGGCAAACAGCCACAGAAGAUGGUGGACAAUACGUCGAAUAUAGCACGCUUAAUCAAUCGUGUGUUGCUCGUGGCCAAACAGGAGGCAGACAACUCCGAAGAUCCGGUGUUCACACAAAAACUGAAUGCGGCUGCAAAUAGGUUAGAAAGCUCGUUGCCUGCCAUGGUUGGCGAUGCAAAACGCGUAGCGACCAACAUCAACGACCCGGCCGCGGCACAAGCAUGGAAGUCAUCAUUCCAACGUCUCUUGGGCGAUGUGCGUGAAGUACGCGCUGCCAUUGCGCCAUCACCGCCACCACUGCCCACCUCACUGCCACCACCAAUACCGGAGCUUAGCGCGCUGCACAUUUCCAAUCAAAAUGCCGAACGCGCGCCACCUCGCCCGCCAUUGCCACGCGAAGGUCUGGUGCCUGCGCGUCCGCCACCACCAGAGACCGACGACGAGGACGAGGGUGUUUUCCGCACAAUGCCACAUGCCAACCAACCAAUUUUGAUCGCCGCACGCGGCUUGCACCAAGAAGUACGCCAAUGGUCGUCGAAGGACAAUGAAAUCAUUGCCGCCGCCAAACGUAUGGCCAUACUAAUGGCGCGUCUCAGUGAACUCGUGCUUUCCGACUCGCGCGGCAGCAAACGUGAGCUGAUCGCCACCGCUAAAAAGAUCGCUGAAGCGUCUGAGGAUGUGACACGUCUGGCAAAGGAACUCGCACGCCAAUGCACAGAUCGACGCAUACGCACGAAUCUGCUGCAAGUAUGUGAACGUAUACCCACGAUUGGUACACAGUUGAAGAUUUUGUCGACGGUGAAGGCGACUAUGUUGGGUGCCCAAGGAUCUGAUGAGGAUCGUGAAGCAACGGAGAUGUUGGUGGGCAAUGCGCAAAAUCUGAUGCAGAGUGUGAAAGAGACAGUGCGCGCAGCGGAGGGCGCUAGCAUCAAAAUACGUUCGGAUCAGACUAGCAAUCGCCUGCAAUGGGUGCGCCGUCAGCCGUGGUACCAAUACUAGGCAACUCGGGGUUGUCCAGGGAAAUUUUUUGUAUGCCUUUAAGUGCCCAUUUCUUUAACAUUAUUCAAAUAUAGCCACAUUUGAAAUGUAUUAGUUUAAACAAUUAUUUAAUGUAUAAAUAUAACACUUUUUUAAUUUAUCGAAAUUACAACGAAUGGCAACUUUGCUUUUUUCUUUACCAAUUUUCUUACGACUUAUUUGUGCCAAGCUUUGAGUGUUGCUAACCAAAAUCAUGAGAAAUAAUUUAUACUACACUGAGUUAAACUAAAUAUAACAACAAAU
Messenger RNA from Ceratitis capitata (Mediterranean fruit fly), 3330 nucleotides. RefSeq names its product vinculin (gene Vinc). Lineage: Eukaryota; Metazoa; Arthropoda; Insecta; Diptera; Tephritidae. The record is from RefSeq and is a predicted model, not a curated record. The coding region runs from base 166 to 3048 and encodes 960 amino acids. The transcript is spliced from 5 exons. Gene Ontology annotation, molecular function: actin filament binding. Gene Ontology annotation, biological process: cell adhesion.